This is a messenger RNA of Vigna angularis (adzuki bean), 1130 nucleotides long. Its product is annotated as PRA1 family protein B3. Lineage: Eukaryota; Viridiplantae; Streptophyta; Magnoliopsida; Fabales; Fabaceae. Gene Ontology annotation, biological process: vesicle-mediated transport. Gene Ontology annotation, cellular component: Golgi apparatus; endoplasmic reticulum. The coding region runs from base 167 to 814 and encodes 215 amino acids. The record is from RefSeq and is a predicted model, not a curated record. The transcript has a single exon.
GGUUAUGUUUGGACAAAGUAAAUCACAUUCACAUAGAAACACGUAUUUGGUGCGAGUAUUUGUUCCCAAACCCAGAGCCCCAACCAACCAGAGUCUCCAUUGCGCCUCGCUCGCUCUAUCGGUUCUUCCAUAGUCACGCGCGGCAAUUGGAGAUUCACGCGCCACCAUGGCCACUCCACCGACACUUCCAAUUUCCUCCCAAUCCAACGCCUCCGUCGGCGCCGCAUCGCAGUCUCAGCCUCCGAUAGCCACGCCGGCCUUCCGCGCCUUCAUUUCGCGAAUGUCCUCUUCUCUCCGUCAGGCCUUCUCGCAGCGGCGUCCGUGGUCGGAGAUGGUCGACCGUAACUCCAUGUCCCGACCUGACACCCUUGCCGAAGCCUACUCUCGGAUCCGCAAGAACUUCUCAUACUUCCGCGUCAAUUACGUAACCCUAAUCGCCUUCGCACUAGCGGUGUCGCUCAUCACGCAUCCGUUCUCGCUCCUCGUCCUCUUUGGCCUACUUGCAUCAUGGUCAUUCCUCUACCUCUUCCGCCCCUCCGAUCAGCCUCUCGUUCUGUUCGGACGCACCUUCGCCGAUCGGGAAACGCUAGGGAUGUUGGUGGUGCUCACCGUGUUCGUAAUUUUCCUCACUAGCGUUGGAUCCUUGUUGAUCUCCGCUCUGAUGGUUGGAUUGGCAUUAGUGUGCGCCCACGGCGCGUUUCGCGUUCCCGAGGAUCUGUUUCUCGACGAUCAGGAGUCUAACAGUACGGGAUUCCUCUCGUUCCUCGGUGGCGCCGCCGCUUCUGCUGCCGCUCCGGCCGUCGCGCGCGUGUAAACGGCGGGAUCUGGAAGGUCGGUGUGUCCGGUGGAUCUUUGUCAGGUUGGUUAGGCCCUUUUUGUUGUAUUAUGUUGAAUUGAAAUUGUUACGAGAUAUUCUUUGGCUUUUAAGAUCCAAAGCGAAUUGCUUAGGGGUUAGUUCUUCUGUCCUUUUUUUGUUUUUCGCCGAGAGAUUGUUGAGCUAUCAAAUCUCAACUAAUGCAGUUUAGUUACUGAUUUUUCUUCUGAAACUGUUUGUCAUAUAUAAUAGAUUUGUAUGUCACUUAUUCUUCUGUUGUCGAAAUGAUACGUUUCAAUUGGACUAGAGAUUUAGA